Mycena citricolor is the source of this 1514-nucleotide messenger RNA. NCBI's taxonomy places the organism in Eukaryota, Fungi, Basidiomycota, Agaricomycetes, Agaricales, Mycenaceae. The record is from the annotation of a GenBank genome assembly.
GGACUACUCUUUUCUUUGACCGCCAUGUCCGAUGAGCAAGCGUUUGCCUUCAAGCUCUCACGCGGCUUGUCAAGCACUGCGAGUCCUCCGAUACCACUGGCGUAUCAAUGGGGAAUGCAGUACGAUGGGACGCACGGGCCAAAACUUGACAUGUCGCAAGGCGUGCCCGGAGAUCCUCCCCAACCGCGGCUCCAAUCAGCACUAGCCACCGCCUCGUCGUCCGUAAGCAGUUUCGGAUACGGCACGGCCGGGGGCAACGCAGCACUUCGAAAUGCGAUGGCGGCGCAGAUGCGCGGGAUCUAUGGGGCAGGAGAGCAGGGUCUGACGGCGGAUCAUCUCUCCAUGGUCGCGGGGUGCAAUAUGGCGUUCGUUGCCGUCAUCAUGGCGCUAGCAGAUGCUGGGGAUCAAGUUAUCCUCCCUACGCCGUGGUACUUCAAUCACCAGAUGACUUUGAGCAUGCUCAACAUUACUCCUGUUCCGCUCAAGACGAGGCCGGAGAGAGGAUUCGCACCAAGCGUCGAGGACUGUGAGAAACUCAUCACGGGAAAAACGAGGGCGAUUGUGCUGGUUACACCCAACAAUCCGACCGGAGCAAUCUAUCCGCCAGCUCUGAUCUCAUCGUUCUACGCUCUAGCUCAGAAGCACGAUCUCGCCUUGGUGCUAGAUGAGACGUACCGAGAUUUUCUUCUACCAACUACGCCGCCACACAACCUGUUCGCCCAACCAGAUUGGGGUCGGAACCUCAUCCACAUAUACUCUUUCUCAAAAUCAUACUGCAUUCCGGGCCACCGUUUGGGGCUCGUCGCGGCUUCACCAGCAUUCCACAUGACGGGACUGCACACGAUCCUCGACUCGCUGCAAAUCUGCGCACCCGUCCCACCGCAACUCGCGCUCGGCCCUAUUCUGGCCGAUCUGCGCCCGGGAGUUCUCGCAAUGGCGGAGUCGCUCGCCCGCCGACGACAGGUGUUCGUCGACAAUCUGCCGGAAGGCUGGACUGUCGGCAGCAUCGGCGGGUAUUUCGCAUUUGUGCGCCAUCCGUUCGAGGGCAUGGGCUCGGUCGAGGUGUGUCGCCGGCUAGCGACUGAGAUCGGGGUGGUGCUACUUCCGGGUGCAUUUUUCCAGGAUCUGGAUGCGGAAGAGGAUCGGUGGAUCCGCUUUUCGGUGGCAAAUUGCGGAGAGGAGGGGAUCAUAGCAGUAUGUGAGAGGUUGGCUCUGGCUCGCCAGCUCCUGUAGAAUAAAACGAGAGUGUUUGGGCGUCCACGACACAUUGACUCGUUUGUCGAAGCAUCUUGAUUUGAAACGAGCAGCCUGUGGGAUAGAGUUUUGCUCGUUUAUUGCCAAUACGGCCACCGCCGCCUCAAGCCGGGCAUAGUUCUCCAGAUGGUUGAAAGAGUAGAACCAAGUUUCAGCAGCCCAUUGCUGAGAGAAGAGCCGAUCACCGGAUGCGGCCCUUUCGGAAUCAAAUUGCAUCCUGUAAAUUUAGAACAACUCAUUUAGCCGAUAAGUUCUCCGUU